This is a messenger RNA of Prosopis cineraria, 521 nucleotides long. Its product is annotated as inactive protein RESTRICTED TEV MOVEMENT 2-like. The coding region runs from base 51 to 521 and encodes 156 amino acids. Lineage: Eukaryota; Viridiplantae; Streptophyta; Magnoliopsida; Fabales; Fabaceae. The record is from RefSeq and is a predicted model, not a curated record. The transcript has 2 exons.
CAAAUCUUUCAUAGUUGUUUCAUUCAUUCUUCAAAGAGAUCUCAUUAGUGAUGGCACUAAAUCGUGUUUAUGAAGAUUUUCAACCUCCUCAUGAUUGGGUUCGUGACGAACAAAGUGAAACUCUCAUUCUUCAGCUUGAAGGAUUUUCAAGGAGCCAAUUGAAGGUUCAAAUAUCAGCAAUGCGCAGGAUCAGGGUGAGUGGUGAACGACAAAUAGAGGGCAACAUAUGGCGUCGUUUUUACUCGGAAUUCCCAGUCCCACAAGAUUCAGACACAAACAACAUUGGAGCCAAGUUUGAGAGAGGCACUUUGUACGUUAGAUUUCCCAAACUUAUCACUCCUGUUACGCCUCAACCACCGCCGACUCAACAAGCUCCUUCGGCGGCGCCACCGCCUAGGACACAACAACUCCUCCUCCUCCACCACCGCCACCUUCGCCGCCAAAGCCGAGAACAAGAGAGGAACCAAAAGCAGAACAAACAAUCGAGAAGAAGCCAGAAACAAGGGAUCAGCCAAAGAUAG